AUGGACUCUAUGAAUGGAACAAGCAUGGACAACUCCACGUCCAUGUCGAUGACCAUGAUGGCUAUGCUACCGUUCCACUAUCAUAUUGGUCACGACACUCUCUGGUUUCAGCCUUGGGUCCCCUCCUACGCGAGCACGACUUUCGCCGCAUGUGUUGGCCUUUUUUUCCUCGCUGCGUUCUACCGCUUCCUCGCCGCUCUUCGUGCGUCUGUCGACCUUCGUUGGCAGGCAGCCGCCGCCUCAAAGAAAGCGAUUCUCGCGGGGGAGGAGCAGUGCUGCGAACCCAGCGUUGGUGUGCUGCAAUUUUCCCUGUGGACGGACCUCCCGCGUGGUUUGCUCGAAGGCUUCCAGAGUGCGAUCGCGUAUUUUCUGAUGCUUGCUGUCAUGGUAAUGAAUGCGUGGUUCUUUAUAGCGAUAUUCUUGGGUAUCGUCGUCGGAGAGACAUUCUUCGGACGGUUUGGUGCCAGAGGCAUUGAGAAGUUCGGGACUUGCUAA
This is a messenger RNA of Sparassis crispa, 495 nucleotides long. RefSeq lists its product as hypothetical. Bases 1 to 495 code for a protein of 164 amino acids. The transcript has 5 exons. Gene Ontology annotation, biological process: intracellular copper ion homeostasis; copper ion transmembrane transport. NCBI's taxonomy places the organism in Eukaryota, Fungi, Basidiomycota, Agaricomycetes, Polyporales, Sparassidaceae. Gene Ontology annotation, molecular function: copper ion transmembrane transporter activity. Gene Ontology annotation, cellular component: plasma membrane. The record is from RefSeq and is a predicted model, not a curated record.